GUGCAGAGGCGCGCUUGGCGCGGCCUGGAGGCCGGAGCACACCGUGGCUUUCUCCUGUUCUCCGCCUCCGAGGCCGGCCUUCUAUUUUUCUGGCUUCUGUCGGUGUCGUGUGGCGACGCCCAGGAUGGGAGGCGGCAGUGUCGGUCAGGAAUGUGCCUUAGGGCUGCUGUCCUGAGGCCCCAGAGACCUGUGACCUGCGGCACAAGGUCCCCCGACGUGGACCGGUGUUGAAGUCUUUCAAGUGCAGUCCUGCCGUGUGACAGAAGAUGGAAGUGUGUCAGGAAUUGCGGAAACCAGCGAUAAGCCUGGAGUGUGGGCACUGCAGUUUCAGAGGCACCGAUUACGAGAAUGUGCAGCUCCACAUGGGCACCAUCCAUCCUGAAUUCUGUGAUGAUAUGGAUGCUGGAGGACUGGGCAAGCUGAUCUUUUACCAGAAGAGUGCAAAGCUCUUCCACUGCCAUAAGUGCUUCUUCACUAGCAAGCUGUACUCCAAUGUGUACUACCAUAUCACAUCCAAACACGCAGCCUCAGACAAGUGGAGUGACCAGCCAAAGGAGCAGCUGAGCAAAGAGACAGAGGCUGGGAAAAGCCCUUCCCUUCCUGAACAUCAGAACCCAGCCUUUGACCCAGCAGAAGUGAGGCCCACUCCAGCCCUCCCCAUAGAAACACAGAAAACUAGCCCGAGUUUGUCUCCAGAGUCUCAAGCGUCUGUUCCUCCAGUUCUGGAGCCUCAGAGCUCUGCUCCUGUUAGUUCGCCUGAGCCACAAGCCCCUUGUCUUCCUGCUGAGGCCUCAAAAACUGCUCCUGUUUCUUCCCCCGAGUGUCUAGACCCACCCUGUGAGCUGCCUGAGCUGGAGAAGCCUGAGAGAGUCCCUUCUCCUGAGUCAGUAAAGUCUGCUCUUGUCAGCUCCAAACCCCCAAAGCACUCUCCCUUUGCAGACACAGGGGCUCCGCCUUCAGCCUUGUCUCCAGAAUCACCAGUUCUGGCCACUUCUCCUGAACCUUGGGGGCCAUCCCUCACUGCAUCUCCAGAGUCUCGGAAGCCAGCGAGGACUGCCUCACCUGAGCCAAGGAAGCCAUCCCCAUCAGAGUCUCCUGAACUUUGGAAGCCAUUCCCUGCCAUCACUUCCGAGCCUCGGAGACCAACCCCAGCAGUAUCACCAGGUUCCUGGAAGCCAGGGCCACCUGGUUCUCCUAGGCCUUGGAAAUCCAGUCCUUCAGCAACAUCAGGACCAUGGAAGUCAUCUAAACCUGUUCCACCUAUGUCUCCUGGACCUUGGAAGCCAAUACCUUCUGUGUCACCUGGGCCUUGGAAACCUGCUCCAUCUAUGUCCACUGCAUCCUGGAAGUCUUCAGUCUCAUCUGGUUCCUGGAAAUCGCCACCCACAUCUCCGGAGUCAUGGAAGUCUGGUCCGCCUGAACUCCGAAAGACAGCCCUCCCCUUGUCACCUGAGCAUUGGAAGGCAGUGCCCCCUGUGUCCCCUGAGCUCCGCAGACCAGGCCCACCACUCUCCCCAGAGAUCCGAAGUCCUGCAGGUUCUCCAGAGCUCAGGAAGCCUUCAGGGUCACCAGACCUUUGGAAGCUUUCUCCUGACCAGCGGAAACCUUCUCCUGCUUCACUUGAUUUCCCUGAGCCCCAGAAAAGUUCUUGUGGUAGUUCUGAUCUCUGGAAGUCUUCCUUCAUUAUGGAGUCUCAGAAAGCUAACGUCUUCUCUGAGACGAGGAAACAUGCUGCUUCUGGCUCCUCUGAGUCACCACAGGUAGCCCCAGACAUAUGGAAGCCUGUCUUGUCUAUGGAUGCUGAGCCGAGGAAGUCCACACUGUUUCCUGAGCCCACCAAAGCAGUCCUGCCUGCUUCUCCUGAGCCACGGAAACGUGCACUUUUCCCAGAGUCCCGGAAGCAUGUACUUUUACCUGAGCUUCCCAAAUCCGCUGUGUUCUCAGAUGCCCAGAAGGCCACUGAGCUUAGUGAGGAAAUACAACUUGAAGCUGUGGAUGAUGCAAAAUGUGAUAGUCUGGUCCAGGAGGGGCUUCUGGCCACAUCCAAGAAACUGUUAGACGAUGCUUUAUCUCCUCCUUCAAAGAAGCUCAAGAAGGACAGCCAGGAGAACUCCGAUGCUGAGCUCAGUAGCAGUGAAUACAUCAGAACAGAUUUAGACACCUUGGACAUGAAGGGCCAGGAGUCAAGCAGCGAUCAGGAACAGGUGGAUGUGGAAUCUAUUGACUUUAGCAAAGAGAACAAAAUGGAAAUGGGUAGUACAGAGCAGGCCAAAAAUGUGCUUCAGUUCACCGAGGAGAAGGAGGCCUUCAUCUCUGAGGAGGAGAUCGCAAAGUACAUGAAGCGUGGUAAAGGGAAGUAUUACUGCAAAAUCUGUUGCUGUCGGGCCAUGAAGAAAGGCGCUGUCCUGCACCACCUGGUCAAUAAGCACAAUGUCCACAGCCCGUACAAGUGCACAAUUUGUGGGAAAGCGUUUCUUUUGGAGUCUCUCCUUAAAAAUCAUGUGGCAGCCCACGGGCAGAGUUUACUUAAAUGUCCACGCUGUAAUUUUGAAUCCAAUUUCCCAAGAGGCUUUAAGAAACAUUUAACUCACUGUCAGAGCCGGCAUAAUGAAGAGGUGAAUAAGAAGCUGAUGGAGACUCUUGAGGCGCCACUGGAGGAGCCGCAGAUUUGAUUUUCAGACGGUGGCCCUUGCUCUACAGUGUUGCUUGCCAAACUCUUUUAGCUUGUUGAGUAGCCUAAGUGGCUCAGUAGUGUGUGUGUGUAGUGAGUGUAUCCUGUUUGUUUAAAUAGUGUUACAAAGAAUAAGUACUUGCAUAUUUUUUCAUAUGAUCUCUUGUUUAUGUGGCUGGCUAUUUUAUAAGUCAAUACAUUUUUGUUAUAGAUUCCAGAUGGUUAUAACUCAUUUUCCUUAAGCUUAUUUUAGUCAUAAUACAAAGAAUGGGUGAAAGUAGGCAGGCCAUUUAGUAAACAAGCAAGUUUAAACCUAAUCAGAGCCUUUGUCCUACCCCGUGUGUGUGUGUGUGUGUGUGUGUGUGUGUGUGUGUGUGUGUGUGUGUGUGUGUGUGUGUAACUGAUUUCAGAACAUAGAAAUCAUUAGAUGAAGGCUCAGUGGUAGAGCCUCGCCUAGCAUGUUUUGCAUACUUAUCAGUUUCUGAGUUCUGUCCUUAGUCCUUUAAAAAAAAAUAGAAUGUAUGAGAAUUGAGCAUGAAAAGUAAAUUUGAGAAAAAUUUGGUUUUUUUUUUUUUUGGUUUUUUGAGGCAGGGUUCCUCUGUGUAGCCCUGGCUGUCCUGGAACUCACUCGGUAGACCAGGCUGGCCUCAAAACUCAGAAAUCUGCCUGCCUCUGCCUCCCAACUACCGGGCUUAAAGGCGUGCGCCACCACUGCCCGGCUUGAAUCCUGUCUUAUAUCUUAUUUUUUCAUGUAAAAUUAGUUAAUAAAUCUUUAAUACUUUCUUGGUGUUCAUUAAUGUUUAUGUUAUAGAGCAGCCGUUCUCAACCUGGGGAUGGAAUGACCCUUUCACAGAAAGCACAGGUAUUGACAUUGUGAUGAUAGCAAAGUCAGUUACCUGAAGAAGCGUAUUGAAGGUCACAGUAUAAGGAAGGUUGAGAAUGCUGUUGAAGAGACUUGGAGUCUUAGGGCUGCUGGCUUUCUGCUGAUAGGACAGCUGUGUGGGUUUUUAAAGUUUGGUAUUUUCUGCAGGCUGAGAGGACCAUGUGAUGAAGGACAUUGAAGUCUUCCUUGUGAGGUCUUGCCCUGUACUUUCCUGCCAGCUCACAUCAACAGAUGAUCCUUAAUUGCCAAAUGUGUUAGUGUUUGUACCUCCUACUCUGGGCCCUACGGACUUUCUGUUGGGGCUCAAGACCUGAGUACUAAGCAGGAGCUGAAAGUCUUCCAGAUUCACAGUAAAAGGUUAAUAAACAGCACUGGUGUGGCAGCGGUACACACUAGACUCGGGCGUGGCUGCUUGGGAGCUGAGUUGAAGAGGGUUCUCUUGAGCUCAACGUGGGCAGCACAGUGAGGUCCUGCCUCAAAAAGCAUUCCUGUUUGAGAAACAUUUUGCUUUUGUUUCACAUGGUUUUGCCAUUGUAAAUACCUUGUAUGUCACUGUGGAUUAUUCUAACAUAUUUUGUUGAAUGUGUAUCAACCAAAUUAAAAAGGCUUUCAUGUUAACAUC
Molecule: messenger RNA, 4176 nt
Organism: Mastomys coucha (southern multimammate mouse)
Lineage: Eukaryota; Metazoa; Chordata; Mammalia; Rodentia; Muridae
Gene: Champ1
Product: chromosome alignment maintaining phosphoprotein 1
Exons: 2
Coding region: 267-2672 (801 amino acids)
Biological process (GO): sister chromatid biorientation; attachment of mitotic spindle microtubules to kinetochore; protein localization to microtubule
Cellular component (GO): nucleoplasm; spindle
Source: RefSeq, a predicted model, not a curated record